Molecule: messenger RNA, 1594 nt
Organism: Dioscorea cayenensis subsp. rotundata (Guinea yam)
Lineage: Eukaryota; Viridiplantae; Streptophyta; Magnoliopsida; Dioscoreales; Dioscoreaceae
Product: probable indole-3-pyruvate monooxygenase YUCCA9
Exons: 3
Coding region: 85-1323 (412 amino acids)
Molecular function (GO): NADP binding; N,N-dimethylaniline monooxygenase activity; flavin adenine dinucleotide binding
Source: RefSeq, a predicted model, not a curated record
AGAACUCAUUGGAAACAUUCACACCAUCCUCUCCAAUCACAAACUAACUAUCCAUUCAAAACAAACUCCCACAAGUGUGCGAAGAUGGCCCGAAUGACAGAGCAUGAUGAUUUUCUAUCACGGCGAUGUGUGUGGGUGAACGGCCCGGUCAUUGUUGGCGCAGGACCAUCAGGCUUGGCUAUUGCAGCCUCCCUGAAGGAGCAAGGUGUUCCUUGCGUCAUCCUCGAGCGGUCAGAUUGCAUUGCUUCACUCUGGCAAAAGCGUACCUAUGACCGGCUGAAGCUCCACUUGCCUAAGCAAUUCUGCCAGCUCCCCGGCCUUGCUUUCCCCGAUGACUACCCUGAGUACCCCACGAAGAAGCAAUUUAUUGAAUACUUAGAGACCUAUGCCAAACGCUUUGAAAUCACUCCUAGAUUCAAUGAAACAGUACAAUCUGCAAGGUAUGAUGAGACUUGUGGCUUGUGGCGUGUGAGGACUGCCGGUGAAGUUGAGUAUAUUUGUCGGUGGGUGGUGGCAGCCACAGGGGAAAAUGCAGAGGAAGUCAUCCCUGACAUACAGGGAUUGAAGGAGCUUGACAGGCCAGUCACGCAUGUCAGCAACUACAAAUCCGGCGAAGCCUACAAAGGCAAGAAGGUGCUUGUCGUCGGCUGUGGAAACUCCGGCAUGGAAGUCUGCCUUGACCUCUGUGAUCACAAUGCCUUCCCAUCCAUGGUUGUUCGCGAAUCGGUGCAUGUUUUGCCAAGAGAAGUGAUGGGAAAAUCCAUAUUUGAGAUGGCAAUGCUUCUGAUGAAAUGGAUGCCUGUAUGGUUGGUGGAUAAGAUCUUGCUCUUGCUCUCAUGGCUGGUGCUUGGAAGCAUGAACAAGUAUGGGCUGAAAAGGCCAGUGACUGGUCCUCUGGAGCUCAAGAACACAAAGGGGAAGACUCCAGUGUUGGACAUUGGUGCACUGGAGAAGAUCAGAUCUGGUGACAUUCAAGUUGUUCCUCAAAUCAAGAAAUUCUCACAAGGGAAAGCAGAGUUCAUUGAUGGCCGAGUCAUUGAUGUCGAUGCAGUCAUUCUCGCUACAGGAUAUCGAAGCAAUGUCCCUUCAUGGCUUCAGGGAAGUGAGUUCUUCGGAAAAGAUGGAUUUCCAAAGAGUGCUUUCCCAAAUGGAUGGAAGGGAAACUCAGGGCUCUAUGCAGUUGGAUUCACAAGAAGAGGACUUGCUGGUGCUUCAGUUGAUGCAGUUAGAGCAGCUAAAGACAUCGGCAGGAUUUGGAAAGAGGAAACCAAGCCAGCAAAGCAGUUCAUUGCAUGCCACAGAAGAUCUUACUCCCAGUUCUGAUGAUCUUAUCUGCAGUUUAGUUUUGAGUGAGACUGACUGUUUUUUAUUAUAACAAUGUAAAACAACAAAAAAUCGAAAGAAAAAGAGAAAAAAAGGAAGCAGAGCCCUCUCUCAAUAGAGCCCAAGUUUUGAACUAGUGAUGGGCAUUAUGUACAGGGGUUAAUUGAAGAAGAUGAGGCUUUUUUCCAUUUCUGUUUCACUUGGUGAGCUUUGUACAAGCACUAAUCUAAUUGAAAGAAGAGUUCCCAUUCUUUUUCCCUGUAACUUAAUC